This is a messenger RNA of Oryza sativa Japonica Group (Japanese rice), 1995 nucleotides long. Its product is annotated as inositol phosphorylceramide glucuronosyltransferase 1. The record is from RefSeq and is a predicted model, not a curated record. NCBI's taxonomy places the organism in Eukaryota, Viridiplantae, Streptophyta, Magnoliopsida, Poales, Poaceae. Gene Ontology annotation, molecular function: glycosyltransferase activity.
GAGCAAAAGCUGAUCUCCACGGGCGAGCGCUCGGAAAUCCGGCCUGCCUCGUCUUCCUCCGCUGGCGCGGCGUGGGUGAGAGAGAUCGGAGGAGAUCCCGUGGCCUCCUCGAUGAGGUCGCCGACGCCGGCCAGGCUGGCCCUGGCCCUCGUGGCCGCCCUCGCCGCGGCGGCGCUGCUCGGCGGGGCGGCGGCGGCGGCGGCGACGGAGGAGGCCUACGUCACGCUGCUGUACGGGGACGAGUUCGUCCUCGGCGUGCGCGUCCUGGGCAAGUCCAUCCGCGACACGGGCACGCGCCGGGACCUGGUCGUGCUCGUCUCCGACGGCGUCUCCGACUACUCGCGGAAGCUCCUCCAGGCAGAUGGUUGGAUUGUGAGUCAUAUAACGUUACUGGCCAAUCCUAAUCAAGUGAGGCCAAAGAGAUUUUGGGGCGUCUACACCAAGCUUAAGAUAUUCAACAUGACAAGCUAUAGAAAAGUCGUUUAUCUCGAUGCUGAUACUGUGGUCGUGAAAAGUAUUGAGGAUCUUUUCAAGUGUGGGAAGUUCUGUGGCAACCUGAAGCAUUCUGAAAGAAUGAAUUCUGGAGUGAUGGUUGUAGAACCAUCUGAAACUGUUUUCAAGGAUAUGAUGCGCCAAAUAGACACUUUGCCUUCUUACACCGGAGGUGACCAAGGCUUUCUGAAUUCAUAUUAUGCUGAUUUCGCCAACUCACAUGUUUAUGAGCCAGAAAAGCCUUAUACACCUGAACCUGAGACUCAGCGCCUUUCUACCUUAUAUAAUGCUGAUGUUGGACUUUACAUGCUAGCCAACAAGUGGAUGGUUGAUGAAAAGGAACUUAGAGUCAUUCACUACACGUUGGGUCCCCUUAAACCCUGGGACUGGUGGACAGCUUGGCUUGUUAAACCUGUGGGAGUGUGGCAGGAUGUUAGGCAAACACUUGAAGAGUCUCUCCCAGGAACUGGUGGGGGGAGAAGCCCUCAUGAUCAGCUUGUGGUCAAAGUUUUGUUCAUCCUUCCUGUUUUACUACUCACAUGUGGUUAUAACCAAUCAUGUUUUCAGACUAACAAGGAGCUGUUAAAUAUAAGGUCUCUAUGUGCAUUUGCUAGAAGAGAUCGCUACAAAUACAAGUCUGAAGAGGCAUUUCCAUCGUACUCGGUUAUGGGUGUUUCAUCAUCUGCAUUUUCCAAUUCAAAUCAAAGAUUCUCCAAUGGGAUGCACUCAAAGUUACCUUCUUAUUUUGGGGCACUCACUGUGCUAGCCUGCUUUAUGUCUGCUGGCGUAUCUUUUGCAUUUGCUUUUGCUAUCAUCCCAAAGCAGAUUAUGCCAUGGACAGGCUUGCUGCUGAUGUUCGAGUGGACCUUUGUAUCAUUCUUCUUGUUAUUUGGGAGUUAUCUCCGUUUUGUCUAUCGAUGGGGAAGUCUUGAUGCAAAUCAUGUGGGACAUAGUCGUUUUGAUUCAUCAGAAAACCACAUGGUUACAGGCCGGCACCAUAAUAUGUCUGACUGUGACAUAGAUGCAACAUUUUACUGGACAGGGAUGGCAAUUAUAGCUAUUGUCACUGUAUUGUUACCGACUCUCUUGGGUGUGACUGCAUUAUUUGCGAAGCUAGGAUUGAUGGUUGCUGGUGGUGUUGUGCUUGCAUCUUUUAUGACAUACGCUUCAGAGCAUAUUGCUAUCUCUGCCUUUUCAAGGGCAGAGAGAUAGAAAUGUGCCAGAAGUAGAAGCAUCUGCUUCUUGUUUUAGUCGUUAACCCUGCUCCUACGCAAUUCAUUUAGUUCAUGUACCAUAUGUACCAUCCAUGUUGUAUCCUAUGUCUUUUACACAAAAAAAAAAACGAAUGAUGGUAUACACAGCGAUUCCAUUUUUUGAUGUCAAUGAAGAGUAAAUAGGUUCCAAUGAUGUUCAUCCAUCACAAAUGACAUGAAACUUGCAAACACGUAUUGUAAAUCUUGUAUAUAAGCACUCACUGUUAUUAUUUUAUUCUGUUCUUCUCAA